Chrysochloris asiatica (Cape golden mole) is the source of this 1563-nucleotide messenger RNA. It is a transcript of the gene CREB3L2, whose product is annotated as cAMP responsive element binding protein 3-like 2. The coding region runs from base 1 to 1563 and encodes 520 amino acids. The record is from RefSeq and is a predicted model, not a curated record. Gene Ontology annotation, biological process: regulation of transcription by RNA polymerase II. The transcript has 12 exons. NCBI's taxonomy places the organism in Eukaryota, Metazoa, Chordata, Mammalia, Afrosoricida, Chrysochloridae. Gene Ontology annotation, molecular function: cAMP response element binding; DNA-binding transcription factor activity, RNA polymerase II-specific.
AUGGAGGUGCUGGAGAGCGGGGAGCAGGGUACCUUGCAGUGGGACCGCAAGCUGAGCGAGCUGUCGGAACCCGGAGACGGCGACGCGCUGCUCUACCCUACGCACUUCUCGGAGCUUCUGGAUGAGUUCUCCCAGAACGUCUUGGGCCAGCUCCUGAAUGACCCCUUCCUGUCGGAGAAGAGCGAGUCCAUGGAGGUGGGACCGUCCCCGACGUCGCCUGCACCCCUCAUCCAGGCUGAGCACAGUUACUCGCUGUGUGAGGAGCCGGGCACCCCGUCACCCUUCAGCCAUGCUGCUCCUGGAGAGACCUUCCAUGACGAUGAGGUGGAGAAUGAGAGCUGGUUCCUGUCUACAGACUUCUCGUCAACAACCAUCAAGACAGAGCCCAUUACAGACGAGCCACCCCCAGGACUUGUCCCCUCUGUAAUGCUGACCAUCACAGCUAUCACCACCCCUCUGGAAAAGGAGGCACGCCCUCUGGACAUGCAUACUGGGGUGGAGUCCUCAUGCCAGACAGUUUUCCCCAAGAUUAAGCUGGAACCUCACGAGGUGGACCAGUUCCUCAACUUUUCUCCUAAGGAAGCCUCCGUGGACCACCUGCACCUCCCACCAACCCCUCCCAGCAGCCACAGCAGUGAUUCCGAGGGCAGCCCGAGCCCCAACCCACGCCUGCACCCCUUCAGCCUGCCACAGACUGCCAGUCCCGCCCGGGCCGGGGUGCGGGCCCCCUCCUCUCUGUCCAGCUCGCCCCUCCUCACCGCCCCCCACAAGCUCCAGGGGUCGGGCCCGCUGGUUCUGACUGAGGAGGAGAAAAGGACCCUGAUGGCCGAGGGCUACCCCAUCCCCACCAAACUGCCCCUCACCAAGUCGGAGGAGAAGGCGCUGAAGAAAAUCCGCAGGAAAAUCAAGAAUAAGAUUUCUGCCCAGGAGAGCAGGAGAAAGAAGAAAGAAUACAUGGACAGCUUGGAGAAAAAAGUGGAGUCUUGCUCAACUGAGAACUUGGAGCUGCGGAAGAAGGUGGAGGUUCUGGAGAACACAAACAGAACUCUCCUGCAGCAGCUGCAGAAGUUACAGACCCUGGUGGUGGGCAAGGUUUCCCGGACCUGCAAGUUAGCUGGCACACAGACCGGCACCUGCCUCAUGGUGGUUGUACUCUGCUUUGCUGUGGCGUUUGGCAGCCUCUUCCAGGGCGCCGGACCCUACCCGUCUGCCACCAAGCUGGCCUUGUCCAGCCAGCACUCGAGGCCAGAGCCCUACACAGCCUCUGUGGUGAGGUCCAGGAACCUGCUGAUCUACGAGGAGCACACCCCUCUGGAUGAACCAUCCGGUGUGGCCCCGCCGGGGGAGCUGGGCAGCUGGGACAGGGGCCCCUCCCUGCUCCGAACCUCGGGGGUGGAGUCCAGGCCAGAUGUGGACCUUCCCCCGUUCAUCCUGUCCAAUGAGACCAGCCUGGAGAAAGCCAUGCUGCUACGGCUUCAGCAGCAUCUGGUCAGCUCUAAACUGGAGGCGAAUGAGACACUGAAAGUGGUCCAACUCGACCCACGAGUGAACACCACCUUCUAA